This is a messenger RNA of Theobroma cacao (cacao), 764 nucleotides long. Lineage: Eukaryota; Viridiplantae; Streptophyta; Magnoliopsida; Malvales; Malvaceae. The record is from RefSeq and is a predicted model, not a curated record.
AAUCAGGGAGUUGUUCCAAAAAAAAGUCGAAUGCCUAAGGAAAAUGUUGUGGGAUCUAAGAAGUGGCAAAAUUGUUCAGACACUUGAGACCAAAUCCCCUGUCACCAGUGCUGAAGUGAGUCAGGAUGGCCGCCAUAUAACCACUGCUGAUGGAUCUCAUGUUAAGUUUUGGGAUGCAAAUCAUUUUGCAUUGGUUAAAAGCUACUACAUGCCAUGCAGUGUAGAAUCAGCUUCAUUGGAACCAAAGCAUGGCAAUAAGUUCAUUGCUGGAGGUGAAGACAUGUGGGUCCAUUUGUUUGAUUUCCAUACUGGAGAAGAGAUUGGUUGCAACAAGGGUCACCAUGCAUGGUCCUGUCCACUGUGUAUGUUCCUCACCUGGAGGGGAAUCCUACGCUUCAGGAUCUGAAGAUGGUACCAUUAGAAUAUGGCAGACAGGCUCGGGGAAUCAUGAAAAGAAUGAUUCAGUACCUCCAAAUGGACCUAGUGGGAGAGUGAAGGCUAGCUGUGGCUGCUGAGGUCACUGGUAAGAUUAAGAGUGGCUUUCAUAUCGGCAGGGAAGGGGAGAGGGUAACGCUAUAUAUGCAUGACAUUCAUAUAUUUAUGACUUAAUUCCUUCCAACUUGUUGACUAAUAAGAAUGUUAUUCAUCACCUUGUUAAAAAUUUAAGAAGGAAAAAGUAUCUAAGACCCUACUAUAAAGCUUUAUUCCACCACCUUGUCUUAGACUGCAUUUAUCAAAAACUUUGCCCGAACUCUCUGACAUUC